This is a messenger RNA of Sitophilus oryzae (rice weevil), 1762 nucleotides long. RefSeq names its product serine--tRNA ligase, cytoplasmic. The transcript is spliced from 5 exons. The coding region runs from base 128 to 1618 and encodes 496 amino acids. The record is from RefSeq and is a predicted model, not a curated record. Gene Ontology annotation, molecular function: ATP binding; serine-tRNA ligase activity; tRNA binding. Lineage: Eukaryota; Metazoa; Arthropoda; Insecta; Coleoptera; Curculionidae. Gene Ontology annotation, biological process: seryl-tRNA aminoacylation. Gene Ontology annotation, cellular component: cytosol.
UUUUGUGAACGAAUAUCUUUAAAAAAACGUGAGUAAUCAACGUGUAAAUUAUUAGUUUCUAUCAUAUGUUAACAAAAAUUACCCCGUAUUAAUUAAAAAUAAGAUUUUAGUCUAUUAUACAUUCAAAAUGGUGUUAGAUUUAGACUUGUUCCGUACUGACAAAGGCGGUGAUCCAAAUAAAAUUAAAGAAAUCCAAAAGAAGAGAUAUAAAGAUGUAGGUCUCGUCGAUACUGUAGUUGAAAAGGAUACCUUGUGGAGACAAUUAAGACAUAAAGCUGAUAAUUGGAAUAAACUGAAAAAUGUCUGCAGCAAAGCUAUCGGUGAGAAAAUGAAGAAAAAGGAACCGCAGGGUGAUGCAAGUCAAGAACUUCCACAAGAUCUGAUUUCAAACUUAGAGAAUCUUACUAUAGAACUAUUAAAACCCUUGACUGUUAAUCAAAUUAAGAAGGUCAGGACACUUAUAGAUGAAUCCGUUGUCAAAAAUGACAAUGAUCUCUUAGUAGCAGAAAAGGACCGUAAUUUUGCUCUUAAAGAAAUAGGAAAUCUGCUUCAUGAAUCUGUUCCAGUGGAUGAUAACGAAGAUAAUAACGUAGUUGAGAGAACAUAUGGAGACUAUACUUUGAAAAAAAAGUAUUCUCAUGUAGAUCUCAUUUGUAUGAUUGAUGGAAUGGAUGGUGAAAGAGGCACAACAGUAUCAGGUGGUCGAGGAUAUUAUCUUACGGGACCAGCAGUAUUUUUAGAACAAGCUCUUAUACAGCUAGCUCUCAGAACAUUAUUGAAAAAGGGCUAUAAGCCUUUGUAUACUCCUUUUUUUAUGAGAAAGGAUAUUAUGCAAGAAGUUGCCCAGUUAUCACAGUUUGAUGAAGAAUUGUACAAAGUAAUAGGAAAAGGUGAAAAUUCAGAAGACAAGAGCGUAGAGGAGAAAUAUUUAAUUGCCACCUCCGAACAACCGAUUGCAGCAUUCCAUAGAGACGAGUGGAUUCCAGAAAGUGCAUUACCGAUUAAAUACGCCGGAUUAUCAACAUGCUUUAGACAAGAGGUUGGUUCUCAUGGUAGAGAUACUCGAGGCAUUUUUAGAGUUCACCAGUUUGAGAAGGUCGAACAAUUCUGUUUGACUUCUCCCUUUGAUAACAAAUCCUGGGAAACCAUGGAGGAGAUGAUUACAAACGCUGAAGAAUUUUGCAAGGCCCUAGAAAUUCCAUAUCGCAUCGUCAAUAUUGUUUCUGGAGCUCUAAAUAAUGCUGCUGCUAAGAAAUUUGACUUGGAAGCCUGGUUUCCUGGAUCGGAAGCCUUUAGGGAGCUGGUCUCCUGCAGUAACUGCCUGGAUUACCAAGCAAGAAGACUAUUAGUCAGGUAUGGUCAAACAAAGAAGAUGAAUGCUACUACUGAUUAUGUCCAUAUGCUUAACGCAACGAUGUGCGCAACUACGAGAGUUAUUUGUGCUAUACUGGAGGUGCAUCAGACAGAAACUGGCAUUAAAAUUCCAGCAGCUUUGAAGCAGUUCUUGCCUGAAGAAUAUAGCGAGUUCAUACCGUUCGUCAAGCCCGCACCAAUCGACGUAGAAAAGGAGGCAAAGUCUAAGAAACAAGGAAAAAAGAAAGGACAGGGAGAAGAAUAAGCUAUUAAAAUGACGUUAAUAUGACAUAAAGGCAUUAAUAGGAAAAAUAAAUGAGAAUGCUGUUUUUAAUUUAUAAUUUUUGAUAAUUUUAUUUCCAAAUUUGUAAGCGAAAAUCUAUAAUAAAUAAAUUGAUUUUAAUUUAAA